Messenger RNA from Mastomys coucha (southern multimammate mouse), 1048 nucleotides. RefSeq names its product translocase of outer mitochondrial membrane 6 (gene Tomm6). Bases 359 to 583 code for a protein of 74 amino acids. The record is from RefSeq and is a predicted model, not a curated record. Gene Ontology annotation, cellular component: mitochondrion; mitochondrial outer membrane translocase complex. NCBI's taxonomy places the organism in Eukaryota, Metazoa, Chordata, Mammalia, Rodentia, Muridae. The transcript is spliced from 2 exons.
CGGGAUAAUCCCAUAGGUACCGCACUCUCUGACCUGAAGGACACUUUCUUGGGAGCACACACCACUGCCCAGUGCCUCCAAGGUGAGCUAGCCCCUCUGCGCAAAGGCUGGGCUAGCCUCACUGUCGUCACCUCGCUUAAACUAACGGAGUUGUAGCGCAGCUCGGGUAACUGACCCCAGGCACUGGGAGGUGGGGCUCCGCCUCCGACCUGGCUUUCUAGCUCUACGAACUCCUGGGGGCGGGCCUUCUCGCUCGCUUCUUACGCUGAUAGGCGGAGGUGCGAGGUAGGAAGUUGCGCAAUCGGCCUGCGACGACUCGGUGCGACGCGCAGUCGGUACGAACGCGAUCGGUGCUGUUAUGGCUUCCAGCGGGGUGACGGUGAGCGCCGCCGGCUCGACCAAGGAGGCCUCCGAGGUUCCAGACAACGUGGGAGACUGGCUCCGCGGCGUCUACCGCUUCGCCACCGAUCGGAACGACUUCCGGAGGAACUUGAUCCUCAAUCUGGGACUCUUUGCUGCAGGAGUUUGGCUGGCCAGGAACUUGAGUGACAUUGAUUUGAUGGCACCUCAGCCAGGGGUGUAGCCAGGUAAGCUCCUCACUUUCCUCUGCCUAUUGCAGGAACCCUAAAAGAUGAAGAUAGCAGUACAUUCUGUCAGCUGUUCACAGGAAGUAGGGGACUCCCGGGGUAAAGCCUGGCUCUUGGGCUUCUAGGUGAAAGCAGUUCUCCGGUGUUUUCUCGUUUCUAAUGCUACCUGUUAUCUGCUUGCAGAGAAUGGAAUUCCUGUGCAUUCAAACUUUCCAAAGACAGCCUACUGUCUGUGACCACCACAAGAUACUACCCGAAUGGCAGCUGAAGUUGACUCCCUCUCCUUGCCUGACCUCCCCCCCCCACACACACACACUAUGCCCCCAGCAUCAGCUGAAAUGUUGCCUCUGCACAGUUCUGUGUGCAGUUCCCAACUUUAUGCAGAGGGUAAUCUUGGCCCGUGUCCUGAAGAAUAGUAAUGGUCCUUGAAAAAGAUUUCAAAUAAAGCCUACACAUAAAGA